Antrostomus carolinensis (chuck-will's-widow) is the source of this 509-nucleotide messenger RNA. Its product is annotated as regulator of G-protein signaling 6. Gene Ontology annotation, molecular function: GTPase activator activity. The transcript has 7 exons. Gene Ontology annotation, biological process: intracellular signal transduction; regulation of G protein-coupled receptor signaling pathway; positive regulation of GTPase activity. The annotation marks the transcript as partial. Gene Ontology annotation, cellular component: neuron projection; cytoplasm. The record is from RefSeq and is a predicted model, not a curated record. Lineage: Eukaryota; Metazoa; Chordata; Aves; Caprimulgiformes; Caprimulgidae.
GUGUUGAUAUUGUACAGUGGCUUAUGAAGAACCUCAGCAUUGAGGAUCCAGGGGAAGCAAUACACUUGGGAAGUCUUAUUGCUGCACAGGGUUAUGUCUUUCCAAUCUCAGAUCAUGUCCUUACCCUGAAAGAUGAUGGGACGUUUUACCGUUUUCAGGCACCAUACUUUUGGCCUUCAAACUGCUGGGAACCAGAAAACACAGAUUACGCCAUCUAUCUUUGCAAACGGACCAUGCAGAACAAAGCUAGACUGGAGCUGGCGGAUUAUGAAGCCGAAAACUUAGCAAGACUUCAGAGAGCAUUUGCAAGAAAGUGGGAAUUCAUCUUCAUGCAAGCUGAGGCCCAAGUAAAAAUCGACAGAAAAAAGGAUAAAACAGAAAGAAAGAUUUUGGACAGCCAGGAAAGAGCAUUCUGGGAUGUUCACAGGCCUGUGCCGGGCUGUGUGAAUACCACAGAAAUGGAUAUUAGAAAGUGUCGUCGUAUGAAAAACCCACAGAAGGUGAAAAAG